GUGUUAAAUCCUCCCUGCGGUUCGUGGUUUAAAAGUGUAUUGGCUCUGCUCAAUCAAGUUCAGUUCCUUCACUUUUUAGACAAUGCGUCAACACUGAAUCACCAAGAGAGAGAGAGAGAGAGAGAGAGAAAGAGAGAGAAGGGGUGGGGGGACAGCACUCUCACAGUAUAGGCUAAAGGCUGUACCGUCACGUCAGUCAGUCACUCACUCACUCAGACCACACGCCAGUCAACUCUGUGGACCAUCAACGUCAACGAGCUGAGGAGAGCGCUUCAAUCCACGCAGGAUAACGACACACCAGGGGCUUGUAAUGUGCCAAAUAUGAUCAAUUGAUGACUGAACUCAGAUUUCCAAACUGACAUCCACCUUGUUAUAGGCUGUUGUCUAGCAGAGUUCUUCAACUCCGGGGCGUCUCGUUAGAAAUUUCAUCGCCAGGACUUUGGAAAAGUUUGGAAAAGUUAUCAACCAGUGAGCAGGACAUUUUCAUCUUUAUCGUCGCUUAUGUAAACACAAGAUACUCGUGGAUCGAAACUUAAAAUGUGCCGAAGAGAAGCUGUCCGUUGUGCUCAGCUGGCUCUGCUAUUGGCUGCGGCGGUGGGCUGUGUCCAGGUCCCGGACCUGUCUUUGACUCUGACCAAUGAGAGGACCACAAUCGAAAGGACGUAUGAACUGACCAAGUACUUGGAGCAUCAGCUGAAGGACAUCAAAGACACCUAUCUCUCGUACCUGGGUCCCCCCUUCAGUGACCCUGACUUCUCGCCGCCGCGGCCCAACAGCUCGUCUCUGUCGGUGCCCAGCGCUGCCACGCGGGUGGAGCUGUGGCGCGGCCUGGAGAACGGCGCCCGGCUGGCGCAGAACCAGCGGGCGUACCGCGUGCUCCUGUGUGCCAUGAGGGAGUUGGCACACUCCACGCUGUGCCCGUACCUCCAGAGCUCGCUCCUCCACUUCUGCUCCGGGCUCAACGGCCUGCUGGGCUCCAUCACGGGUCUCAUGGGGAGCAUCGGCUACACCCCGCCCCAGCUCGGAGACGUCCCGCCACCCCUGCCCGACCACCCCGCCCCGCCCCUGCUGUCCGAGCGCAGGUCCGCCCUGAGGGGGUCGGUGAUGACGGGGCAGCACAGCCCGGCUCCCCUAAGAGCCCAGCAGCGUCACUACGGCGACUACAGGCCACGCAGCCGUGACGACCAGCGCUACAGCACGGCGGCGAUGGGAGGCCCCCGCCGCCCCCCGCGCUCCCUCUCCUCCUCCCUCUACGCCCCCACGCUGCCCCCCUCCCUCUCGCUCCUGCUCCAGUAUGGCACGGGGGAGGGGGGGGCCCACGCCCUGCUGGCCGCCUCGCCCCUCCUCUCCUCCUCCGCCCACCCCACCUCCAACGAGUUCUCCCGGAAGGUGGAGGGCUUCUGGGUGCUCCGGGAGCUGCAGAGCUGGCUGUGGCGCUCGGCCAAAGACUUCACCGCCUGA
Molecule: messenger RNA, 1461 nt
Organism: Clupea harengus (Atlantic herring)
Lineage: Eukaryota; Metazoa; Chordata; Actinopteri; Clupeiformes; Clupeidae
Gene: clcf1
Product: cardiotrophin like cytokine factor 1
Exons: 4
Coding region: 538-1461 (307 amino acids)
Biological process (GO): cell surface receptor signaling pathway; positive regulation of tyrosine phosphorylation of STAT protein
Cellular component (GO): extracellular region
Molecular function (GO): cytokine activity
Source: RefSeq, a predicted model, not a curated record